Molecule: messenger RNA, 1506 nt
Organism: Chinchilla lanigera (long-tailed chinchilla)
Lineage: Eukaryota; Metazoa; Chordata; Mammalia; Rodentia; Chinchillidae
Gene: Tslig3c
Product: family with sequence similarity 98, member C
Exons: 8
Coding region: 1-1314 (437 amino acids)
Cellular component (GO): tRNA-splicing ligase complex
Source: RefSeq, a predicted model, not a curated record
AUGCCGGGAUCCCCCCUUUCCCCGCCCUCCCAGGAAUUUAUAGCCCCUGACAGGUUAUUUGAAGGACCGCACCGGUGGACCUGGGGGCGGGGCUCUGCCUUCCCUUGCACCAAUUGGAGCACGGAAGUUCCUCAGCGGGGAGGCGUUGAUUGGUCGGGGCCUACAGCGCGCAGCGAGCUUGGCGAUGGGGCGGAGCCUGCCACCCGCCGGAAGGGGGCGCGCGCCAGGCCCGGAGGCGACGCUUCCAUGGAGGGGGCGGAGGCGGGCACGCGGGACGGGGCCGCGCUGUCCCGGGACCUGCUAGCCCUGGGGUACGGGCCUUUCCCGGAGGCGGCGUCGCGGGGCGCCUCGUGCCCAGACUUCAGGGCGCUGUGCGCGCGACUGGCGGCGGAGCUGGCGACCCUGGGCGCCCUGGAGUGGCAGGAUGAGGGCGCCGAGGUGUUGAGCGUGGGCGACGGCCCCGGCGCGGAGGAGGAAUUUCUGCGGCAGCUGCCCGGCCUGCUUCGGGCGUUGCAUUGCCCGGAUCGCGUGCUCUGCGGCGGAGAAGGACGCGCGGCCGAGCUGCGGGAGCCGAGCGCGAGCACCCGCCUGCUGCGCUUUCUGUGCUCCGAGCUCCAGGCUGCCCGCCUCUUGCGCUUGCAUCCCCCUCUGGACUCCAUCCCUGCGCCGCCCCUUGGGAAAGAGACAGAGGAAGGAGCUGACAUGGUCCAGGAACUGGUCCUCACCCUCCAAGCCCUGAGACUGCCUAUACCCACGCUGGGGACCCCUGCCAGCCAACUGCUCCGUGAAUUACAUGCUAAGAUCUCUGAGCUGCUGCCUUCCUUGCCCCCAGAAUCCAUGCGGCCCCUCCUCAGCCACCCACUGGAUGCACCCCGAUGGGAAGCGCUGGAAUCUCUGUCCCAAAGCCUGAAAGAUCAGUACUGCUGCCGCCGCUGCCUUCUCCUCAAGCGCCUGGACCUCACAACGUCUGCUUUCCACUGGACCGAUCGGGCAGAGGCCCAAGGAAAGGCUAUGAAAGCAGUGCUGACCCCACUCCGAGAGGUCCUGACCCCAGAAUCUGACGUCUCCAUCGCACACGUUCUGGCUGCCCGAGCUGACCUUUCUCGACUGGUUCCCGCCACCAGUGUGGCAGCCCGCCGAGGGACCUGCUGUGCCAUCAACAAGGUACUUAUGGGUGAUGUGCCAGACCGAGGAGGCCGCCCGAAUGAGCUGGAGGCACCCAUGCCCACCUGGCAGAGCCGGAGAGAAGAUGGAGGAGGGCGGAGGGCAGGCCGCCAGCACUGGGGCCAAAAGAAGAAGAAGAAGAAGAAGUAAAGGAGAGUGGGGGCGUCUAUCAUGAGAUGCUAAUGGCACUGGUAAUCUUUGGGGAGUCAGUUUGAGGGUUUUCCUUGGCACCUGGCACCCAAUCCCCUCUCCCCUAUCUGAAGGCUCCAGAUGUUAUAUACCCAUCCACUACUCAACACCAGAACCAUGUUCUCUGGAAAAUAAAUUUAAUUUUCAAAGGAA